Messenger RNA from Cottoperca gobio, 2205 nucleotides. RefSeq names its product alpha-1,6-mannosylglycoprotein 6-beta-N-acetylglucosaminyltransferase A-like. Gene Ontology annotation, biological process: protein N-linked glycosylation. Gene Ontology annotation, cellular component: Golgi apparatus. NCBI's taxonomy places the organism in Eukaryota, Metazoa, Chordata, Actinopteri, Perciformes, Bovichtidae. The coding region runs from base 1 to 2205 and encodes 734 amino acids. The record is from RefSeq and is a predicted model, not a curated record. The transcript is spliced from 18 exons. Gene Ontology annotation, molecular function: alpha-1,6-mannosylglycoprotein 6-beta-N-acetylglucosaminyltransferase activity.
AUGGAAGCGGCAAACAGGGAAAGAGAGGCCAAACUGGAAGUGGAGGCACAGCAGAACCAAGCCUUGGAAACACUGGAGGAGCAUGUGCAGGUGGCGCGUAAGGACAGGAGCAACGCUGAACAGGAAUUUAUGAGCAGGGCCGCUCACAACAGCGACGUCUCGAUGGAAACAGACAAGUCUGACAUCCCUGCCCCACCUGGCCUGAGUUACUUCAAAGAACUAUUACACACAAUCCAGAUUAAGUUGGAUUCAGAAAAAGAGAAGGGACAACUGAAGGAUGAGAUGAUUAGCAAGCUGCAUUCGGAUAAACUCCAACUUCAGCAACAAGUGGCUCAUAUUGAGGAACUCCUAAAGCAACAGGCAGAGAAAGAAGAGAAGAAAGUCAAAUCUGAUGAUCAAAUCAAAGAGGAAACACAUUGCACACUGCCAUUCAUGGAUGGAUACCCAGAUUGUAAGGGGAAAUUGAAGUGGCUGAAGGAGAUGUGGAGGACUGACCCUUGCUACGUCAGUUAUGGGGUGAACGGAUCUCUGUGCUCCUUCCUUAUCUACCUCAGCGAGAUAGAGUCCUGGUGUCCUCUUCUUCCAGGCCGAGUGAUUCCCGCAGUGUCAGGGGAAAACUCAGAGGCGGGAUCUGAACUUGCAGUGGUACGGGACAGUCUAACAGGUCUGUAUCCAUCUCUGGAGAACAAAGUCCAGUUCCGUUGGAUUCACCAAAGAGUUCGCAGUAUGGAAGGGAUUUGGGUCGAGGCUGGACGCUCUCUUUCAGCCAAAUACAACCUCAGAGAGCGGAAAGUUAAACAGAUUCUGGUGCACCCCGGAGUUGUGACAUAUGAAUCUCGUGCUAGAAUAACAGAGGCUGCCUUUAGUGGGGGCCCCCUUGGAGAACUAGUCCAGUGGAGUGACCUCAUCUCCACACUUUACAUCCUGGGUCACAAUCUUCACCUUACUACCUCCAUACCUGACCUUAAGUAUUUCUUUGGUGCAACAGGUGGCUGCCCACCUAAUUAUUUAAAAACAACAGUAAACCUGAUCUAUACAGACAUUAUCGGCCUUAGGCAGAUUAAGAAUAUGCUACAGGCAUCUUGGAUCAACUACAGGUGUUUGAUACGGGUGUUGGAUACUUUUGGCACUGAGCCUGACUUCAAUCAUGCAGCUUGGGCCAAAAAACACAACCUUGAAAGUCCAUUUGGCAGCCUGAAUAUGAUCCCACUGCAGUUCUACACAAUGUUCCCUCAUACACCGGACAACACAUUCCUGGGCUUUGUGGUGCAGCACCAGCGGAGCUCUGAAGAAGCUGAGCAGUUAGAGUCUACCAGAAGACUAAACCAGGCACUUGUAUAUGGCAAGAGACAAACGUUUUGGAAGGGUAAAACGGCAUACCUGGACGUUAUCCACAAGCACUUGGAGAUCCAUGGGACGGUUGAUAGCAUUGCUUUAAUUCCAAAAUAUGUGAUAAACCAUGGCAUUAUCAAAGGCACUAAGGUUCAGGCCCUGUUGAGACAGAGCAAGGUUUUUGUUGGAUUGUCUUUCCCAUAUGAAGGCCCUGCCCCAUUGGAGGCCAUAGCCAAUGGCUGUGCUUUCCUGAACCCCAGGUUACGACCUCCGCAGAAUAGGCUGAACACAGAGUUCUUCAAGGGAAAGCCCAACAUUAGAGAGGUGACAUCCCAGCAUCCUUAUGCUGAGGCCAUAGGGGAGCCCUAUGUGUGGAUGGUAGACAUGCACAACACAACAGAUGUAGAGAGAGCUCUCACUGCUAUCCUGAAUCAGAGUAUUGAGCCCUACCUUCCCUAUGAGUUUUCCUGUGAAGGGAUGCUUCAGAGGGUCAACAUCCUGAUUGAAAAACAGGACUUAUGCACCAGUACAGGGAGCUGGCCCCCACUGAGCGUGCUACAGGUUGUGAAGGCAGAGGUGGACACAUCAUGUAAAACUGCAUGCCAGAAGGAGGGGCUGAUCUGUGAACCUGCAUUCUUCCCACAUCUUAACAAUGCAAAGCAUCUUGCCAACUACAGUGUAGAUUGUCAGACAUCAGAGCUUUCUGAUAGUCGCCUGGUGUUUCCAGCCUACAACAGCAGCAGUAAACACUGUCGGUUCCAGUCUGACCCCCUGCUCUUCAGCUGUGUGAGAUCAGACCAGUCCUUGAUUCGCAUCUGCCCCUGUCGAGACUACAUUAAGGACCAGAUAGCCUUAUGCAAAGAAUGUAUCUAA